Molecule: messenger RNA, 1018 nt
Organism: Polyodon spathula (Mississippi paddlefish)
Lineage: Eukaryota; Metazoa; Chordata; Actinopteri; Acipenseriformes; Polyodontidae
Product: plasma kallikrein-like
Exons: 5
Coding region: 65-973 (302 amino acids)
Biological process (GO): proteolysis
Molecular function (GO): serine-type endopeptidase activity
Source: RefSeq, a predicted model, not a curated record
CUUUUUAAAUCAAAAUGAUGUGAUUUGAAAGACAGGAUCAGAUCUGCGCUGCCGCUCAAGAGACAUGGUGUGUGUUUUUAAGAAAUUAGACACGAUUGCCUUGCAAUUUCUGUUGCUACUUACUUUAGCACUUGCCUUGGCCGAGGAAACAAUACCGUGCGGCACCAGGUCUGCAGAACGCGGGGGCGAGCGGGUCGUGGCAGGUAAAGGUGCAGAACCGGGGCUGUGGCCCUGGCAGGUGGCGCUCUACCUAGUGCCGCACACUCGAGUGACCUGCGGCGGAGCCAUCGUUAACAGAGACUGGAUUGUAAGCGCAGGGCACUGCUUUCUUGGUCCUUAUAGGGAUCCUCUUAAAUGGAAGGUAACCCUUGGGUUGGUUGAUACAGUGGUUCCUGAGCACUGGGCACAGCGGUCGGGCGUGGAUAAACUUUACGUGCAUGAGCAGUUUUUUAACCCUGAUAACGACAUCGCCCUGCUCCAUUUAAGUAGCCCAGCUGAGUUCAAUGAUUACGUCAGACCAGCCUGCCUCCCGUGCGCUGGCGCAAUCAACACGGACGAGUGGAGUAACUGCUAUGUAACUGGAUUCGGACUGUUUUCAGAAACGGGUACGGUAGUGAAAGGAGCUCAAGAAGUCCUUCAGCAGGCUGCAGUGAGGCUGACCCCAGCAGAUGAAUGUAAAAGUAAAGAAAUGUAUGGUGCAUACGUGAACGACAACAUGGCGUGUGCUGGCUUGGCGGGAGAGGUGGAGAACACCUGUCAGGUUAACAGCGGGGGUCCUCUGGUUUGUAAACUGAAAGGAGGGAGCAGUGCCUUCCGGCUUGUGGGAGCGGGGAGCUGGGCUCGCGGGUGCGCUGACCCCGACAAGCCCGGGGUGUAUUCCUCAGUCAGCAGGUACGUCGAGUGGAUUGCAAACACAACGGGCAUCGCUGCAGAGGCACUGCAAGGGGAGACGACCACACUGACGUGUCACUGAAGAAAGGCCAAUUGUACAAAUAAUAAAUGUCUUGUUGCAUUAAAA